Molecule: messenger RNA, 1935 nt
Organism: Anguilla anguilla (European eel)
Lineage: Eukaryota; Metazoa; Chordata; Actinopteri; Anguilliformes; Anguillidae
Gene: rnpc3
Product: RNA-binding region (RNP1, RRM) containing 3
Exons: 16
Coding region: 267-1823 (518 amino acids)
Biological process (GO): mRNA splicing, via spliceosome
Cellular component (GO): U12-type spliceosomal complex
Molecular function (GO): pre-mRNA intronic binding; protein binding; U12 snRNA binding
Source: RefSeq, a predicted model, not a curated record
CCAACUAAUGUUUAACGUCGUUUAUGUUAGCAAUGGAUUAACCGUUUAGCUUGCCAUUCCAUUUCAUGUUUACUGCUCUUGGGUUUUCUUUAUGUUUAGCAAGGUGGGUCGGGAGCUAGGUAGCUAGGCAGUCAGCACUGCUUUGUGUGUGGCCAGAAUCUGAAGCUAGCUAGUCUGCUAACGUUAAUUCUGAAGUUACGUAAACUAACUUUAGCUUGCUAUUUCUGUGAGCAACAGUGAGAAACGCACGCCAUGCAACAUCACCUAUGUUUUCGACGUGUAUAAGCAUCAUGAUGGCUCACUCAAUGAAUCAGGACGAGGAGCUGGUGCAGACGAAAAGAAGCAAGACCCUGAUAAUACGGCACCUACCUGCAGAACUGACCCGGGAUGAAAAAGAAGAUCUAUUGAAAUAUUUUGGUGCAGUUUCAGUGAGGGUAUUCUCAGACAAAGGGUUGCUGAGACACACAGCUUUUGCAAGUUUUUCAAAUGAACGAGCAGCAGCGAAGGCCUUGACUAGACUUCACCAGCUGAAGAUCCUGAAUCACACACUAGUUGUUGAGUUCGCAAAGGACCAAGAAAGUGUCACCGUUUUGAAGGAUCCUCCAGUUUCAGACAGUGUAACUGAAAAUAAGGACGUACGGGUAAAGAAAGAGCAACAACAACUGAAUAUUCCCUUAAUAGAGAUUGGAGCUGCACCAAGCCUUGGGUUAAAAUUUCAGACGAAUCCAAGUCUGAAAUAUUUAUACCCACCCCUUUCAAGUGGAAUUCUGACAAACAUUACGCAUGCCCUUGUGAGUGUACCAAAGUUCUAUGUUCAAGUUCUUCACCUGAUGAACAAGAUGAACCUCCCCGCUCCAUUCGGUCCUAUCACAGCCAGACCCCCCAUGUACGAGCCGAUUCCAGCUCCACCUCCCCCUAUGCCACCCUUGCCCCCAGAGUACCCCCCACUGCCUGAGGAGGAGAUGGAGUUUUCCAGCGAAGAAGAGUCUGAGUAUGAAAGUGAUGACAAUGAGGAGAAAGAGAGGAUGGUUAGAUUAAUGGGGCUGGUGAACCAGCCAAUCAAAAGAUCUCUGGGGAAAAAAAGGUCCUCCACGAGGAAGAAGCCCAAGUUAAAAGACCUCCUUUUUGUUCCAAAAACAGAUUCACAAAGUGGAGCCAUCGCUGCCCUGCAGCCCUCUGAUGUUUUUGAGCAGCCACAGCCUUGCGGGCAGAAAAAAAUUGAGUUCCACAUCUCCGCUGAUGUUUCGGGAAUCCUGGAAGGCGCCCCUGAUACAGAAGUGGAAAAGUCAGAGGAGACCGAGGAUAAUGCUGAGAAGGACAGCACAGAUGAACCAGGAGAUGGCUUCGGGAAGAUAUAUCCCACACCGCAAAUGGCACAGCAGGAAGAAGUCAGUGAUGAAGAUGAUGAUAUCCCUUCAGAAUUCAUCUCCAGGAGAGAGCUAGAGAAAGGACGACUCUCACGAGAUGAGAUUAAAAGGAUGUCCGUGUUUAAAAAUUAUGAGCCUGGAGAACCCACAUGCAGAUUGUACGUAAAGAACAUUGCAAAGCAAGUUGAAGAAAAGGACUUGAAAAAUAUUUACGGAAGAUACAUUGACAUUACUUCGGAGGCAGAGAGGAAUAUGUUUGAUGUCAUUUUAAUGAAGGAGGGACGUAUGAAAGGGCAAGCGUUCGUGGGACUUCCAAAUGAGAAGAGUGCAGAGAAGGCUCUGAGGGACACCAAUGGAUAUGUGCUCCACGACAAGCCGCUUGUUGUGCAAUUUGCCAGGUCAGCAAAACCAAAACAAGACACAAACGACCCAAAGAAAGGACAGAAGAAACGAUGAACAUUUUCCACAGAGUCCUCCACUGAUGAAUGCUCCAGUACCUAGAAGGCAGCCGUGUAAUUUAAGUAUAUAUAUAAUUUACACUUCAAAUAAAGUGUUUUUUUCAAAUUUA